Gigantopelta aegis is the source of this 815-nucleotide messenger RNA. RefSeq lists its product as uncharacterized. Lineage: Eukaryota; Metazoa; Mollusca; Gastropoda; Neomphalida; Peltospiridae. The transcript is spliced from 5 exons. The record is from RefSeq and is a predicted model, not a curated record. The coding region runs from base 150 to 815 and encodes 221 amino acids.
GAGUCGACCUACCCGCACAUGUUUACAAAUACCAGGUAACGAAAUCUGCGUGUUAAGUCAGUGGAACAAACGUCCUGUUUAAAAUGAGGCCAUCGUAUUACUUCCUGGUUGAUCGACAGUCUUAGAAGAAGCCGCAAAAAGCUGAAGUCAUGAUAUAUUAUUCUAUUAUCGUAUAUUUCUUUAUUCUACAAACUAAACCUGCAUUCGGUGCUUUUGAAAAUGUAGCAGUCGGGAAAACUGCUGAUCAGAGUUCAUACCUCUCCAACUGGAUAAAAAAUGCCACUAAUGCUGUGGAUGGUUCCAUCGCGACGUGUAUCCAUACCGAUGUGGGCAAAGAUAAUUCCUGGUGGGAGGUGGAUAUGGGUAAAGAAUAUUUCAUUCACCAAGUUGGUAUCUACUUCAGGACAGGCUGGAAAUGGAGGCGAAAUGGAAUCCAGGUGUACACGUCUAUGUCACCGCGACAGACUGUUACUGGACAGCCAUGUGGUGAACAAAUCACAGGUAACAUGGAUGGAUCUGACAUUGCCGAUGUAACAACUAGAACAUGUGAUGUUACAGGGAGGUACGUGACACUCUACACCAACACUCUUAAUAAAGACUCGUGUAACGCCUGUGAUGGCGGAAAAGCCAUGGAUUUCUGUGAAGUGUUUGUUAUGGCAUGUGAACUUAACGUCAAAUAUGGGCCUAACUGUAACAAGAUGUGCAACGAUCGUAAAUGCGCUACAAAAACGUCAUCCUGCGACAUGAUUGGCACUUGUAUUGGUGGAUGUCAAGCUGGUUGGAAGAACACAGACUGUACUGAAGAGCAAAACUAA